Messenger RNA from Spathaspora passalidarum NRRL Y-27907, 1998 nucleotides. RefSeq lists its product as uncharacterized. NCBI's taxonomy places the organism in Eukaryota, Fungi, Ascomycota, Pichiomycetes, Serinales, Debaryomycetaceae. The transcript has a single exon. The record is from RefSeq and is a predicted model, not a curated record. Gene Ontology annotation, cellular component: SLIK (SAGA-like) complex; SAGA complex; transcription factor TFIID complex. Gene Ontology annotation, biological process: DNA-templated transcription initiation; RNA polymerase II preinitiation complex assembly. The coding region runs from base 16 to 1101 and encodes 361 amino acids. Gene Ontology annotation, molecular function: DNA binding; TBP-class protein binding; protein heterodimerization activity.
AGACAAACUCCUCAAAUGCAGGCUAAGCGUGUAAUACAACAAGUUCCUCUGCAAUCAAGUAUUCCAUCUCUGGUCCCAACACCAUCUUACCAACCACAAUCAAUACCUACUCCUCAACAACAACCUCAACCUAUGCCUCCACAAGGAGUUACUAAUAGACAAACUUCACUUACCCCGCAAUCACACCUUCAUCAACAACAGCAGAUGCCACAAAGAGCCGGACCGCAACAACAGGGUCACCCAUCUAUAUCAGCACCAGUUCUGGUCCCUACUGCUACUCCUCUAAGUGCUGGCCCACUGGCUGUUACAUCGUCGGCUCCAGGUGGUGUAGCAACUCCAGUAGUUCCAAAUUCAGCCCCAGCACCAACGAUGGGACCUUCCGGUCCAACUCAACCAACUACAGUGCCACCUUCUUCAGAAUCAAAAGGACAGCAAACACCUCUGAAGGCGCGAUCAAAAUCAGUGACAUCUCCAGGCGGAUCCAGUACCUCCAGUGGGUCAGGUGGGUUGUUUAGUCUUCAAGGUAUAAUAAAACCUGCGGUACCAUCGAUACCUAUCUCGGGUUCCGUUGAUGUUAAACCACCCACUAUAGUCACUUUCAAUUCUAAUGCAGACACUAGGCCGACAUUGACUGGUGGUGCUGCUAACACCUUAAGUAUUCUUUUGGAUUCACCUGCAAUAAUGAAGUUGCCCACAUUUGAACUUGCCGAUGGAAGUGCAAGUGCCAUGGAAAAGGGAAGUGGUCGAGUAUUGAAGAAACGUAAGUUGACUGAUUUAGUAAGCACCAUGGGAGUAGAUGAAGGUGAUGGGAAAACGAAUAUUGAUGGUAAUGUUGAAGAACUAUUGUUAGAUCUUGCUGAUGAGUUCAUUCAUUCUGUUACUAGUUUUGCAUGUAGAUUGGCCAAGCAUAGAAAAGUUGAUAGUAUCGAUGCCAAAGAUGUUCAAUUGCAUUUAGAACGUAAUUGGAAUAUCAAGAUUCCUGGAUAUGCUACUGAUGAAAUUAGAAGUACAAGAAGAUUACAACCUAGUACAAGUUACAACCAAAAGGUUCAAGGGGUAGAAAUAUCGAAAGCAGUUAGUGAUGAUAUGACUAAUUUAUAAACUCGUUAUAUAUUGAUAUUAUAUAUACACAUUAUAUCGUGAUUACUAUUUUUCCUGUUCAUUCUUUUCUUUGCUUAACUUCCGUAUUUUUUUGGCCCAGGAUUUAUGUUCCUUAUCAUAAACACCUUCAGAAACUCCCUGUAAGAAUCCAUUCUUGUCUUCCAAUAAUUGCCAAGGUGAUCCCCUACUCUUAUCAUCUUUAAUUAAACAUAAAUCUAUGAAUUGACAUAAUUUCCCAUCAUAUUUAGUUUUGGUUACAGGAUUAAUCUUGUUUGACAAUGUCGGAGCAGGUUCAUUGACGAUUCUUUGUAAUAAAUCCAAGAUACCUUCAGGUCCUCGAGUUUCAAAGUUUCCAUUUUCCUCCCCUUCUUUGUCCUCGUCAUCAUCAUCAUCUGUCCAUAUUGGUAUUCCACUGGCUAAUUCUAUCAACAUUAGACCCAUGGACCAUACAUCAGAUUUGAUGCCAUAAUUCAAUCCUUGUAUUCUCUCGGGAGACAUAUAUGUUGAUGUACCAACAAAUGUGUCGGCCAUAGCCAUGGAGUUUGUCAAUUCUCGAGAUACACCAAAAUCACAUAGUUUGAACUCACCCUUGUGUGUCAUUAAAACAUUAUUUGGUUUAAUAUCUCGAUGAAGAAUCUUAUGCGUUGUAUAUAGAUAACUCAACCCUGAAAGAAUAGCAAACGCCAAUUUUUUUAAUACUAUCAAGGGGAACUGUUUGUUUUCACAUAAUGGUAAUAUCUUAUCUAAAGACCCGCAAUUACAAUAUUCCAUACAAAUGACUAUUGUGUUAUUGGUGUUAAGGAAUGCACCGUAAAAAUCAAUAAUAAAUGGUGAGUGACAUUCAUGCAAUAUACGUAAUUCACGAAUUAUCUGUCGUUGAAUUACACUCUUCAGAUC